ACCAGCCCGCUCCACCACCACAACAGCUGGGGCAGGAUUUCCGACCCAGGCACAGUGGAGAUCGUGGCAGCUACAAGAGUCGAGAGAUCGCGUCCACUCGGGAAAAAAAACUGACAAGAAAAACAGCCUCGUAACUCCUGCUGUAUCUGUUUUUAUUUACCCCUUUCCCAACAAAAACUCCAGCAGAGAGCUGUAUGAGGAGCAGAGUGGGGAAAGGGUGGCAACCAGCGACGGACGGAAGAGGACGCACCACAGCCAGGGCGCACAGUGUUGUGUUUGUUGGAAACAUGCGUGCCAGCGAAAACUAGAGCUACCCAGACGUAAGGAAUUGGUGGAGAUAAGGAGACACCGCUGUUAGUGGGGCUUUAUUUUUUUUUCUUGUUGAUAAUCCCACCGAGGAGAUCCGAGGGGUUUCCUGUAUUGCUCCUGGGAUUUUCUCCUUCUUUGCUCUGAGGGAAUGCGAGGGGAGGAAAUCCAGCCUCAGCUCCAAAUAACCAGAGACUCCUAACUGGGUCUCCUCUCCAAACGCAGGAAAUACGGCCUGGGGGGGAAAAAAAGUUUGGGAGCGUUUGGAAACGAGAAGGGGGGCCUAUUGGUGACGCUCUGCACGCGUUUUACGAACUGAUUUUGAACUAUUUUUUCACUCUCUUUGGCAUAAAGCCCUUCUCCUGUUCCCCCAGAAAAAAAAGACUGGAGAAACGCCUUCAGAUGUUAUCACGCCGUCGGUGUUGUUAUUUGCAAGGAGUUUUGAUCAUCACUAUUUAUAGACCAGCCUGUUACGACCGAGGCUGUUCCUCAUAGCUGUAUGUUUUGCCAACUGCGCGCAACAAGUUGCAGACACUCCCAGCAGAGGCAAUCCUACGUUAAUUUGGGUCAGCGGAUAGUAUUUUCUGCUCUUCUCCCCUCUGAUCAUGCGUCUUUGAACACAGCACACCCCUCCCCGAGCCCCUCUUUGGAAGCCAGACGGGGGAAUAAACGGUGGAGAUCCGGAGAGGGAGUUCAGGAAAGGACGGGGCUGGAUCCGUGGGAAUAGGCCUGUCUGUCAGGCCUCUUAUGAUCUGGGUCUUGGACUGGACAGGGCUCCAAAAUAACUCAUUCUGGAAUAUUUUUGCAAGGGCCCGCUGGAGGAAAGAUGGAAGGAAGAAUGUAUGGGAAUAAGAAAUGCAAAUCCUCACUGAGCCAUGCAUGAGAAUGCAUGUAGUGGAAGGUAAAGCUGCCUUAAUUACAGAUCACCCACUUUUUUAAUCACCCAUGUUUUUGGGCUGCUGUUGUGUUUUUUUUAAUGCAAAACAUACAAUUUUCUUUUCAUCCAAAUUACUUUUUAAGGUAGAUAAUUCGCUGCUUUUGGUGCUUCAUAAUUACGCAAUUCAUUAUGUCCACAUAUUUUCUCUUGUGGCACCACUAGCCGUUCACAUUGACAAGAUUUUUUUUAAUAGAUAAAGGAAAAGGAUGUGAAAAUGGACCAUUUGUUGCGCCUGUUAUGGAGAUAAGAAAGACAGAGUAACUUUUCUAGCCAGUCGCUGUGCACAACGCCAACUGUUGACAGCCUGCAUCUGUAUCUACGUUAUUAGGGAUAAAUUCAGACAUUUUUUUCUUUUCUAAGACAGUAUCUGACUCACUAAAUGUAAUGUCAGCAGUAUCAAAAUAUUGCGCACACCAAGAGGACGUAAUUUCCAGUCAUGCAACGUCAGGGCUGACCUGAUGAAGGCAUGAAAAAAAAAAUAACCCGUUGCAUCACUAACCAGUCCUUUUCCGAGAAGGAUGUUCGAUUCGGGAGGCAGAAAGAGUGAUGACAGUGUAUUUUACCGCAGCUGGAGAGAAAGCCGGGCUCAUACCCAGAGCCUCUUUGGAGAGGGAUACAUGUAAUGUGAGUACUGACGCAAACCCGGGGUCGGAUAAUGGACUGCUCAAGAAUCUGGAACGGCGCGUCUUGUGUGAGUGAGUGCGCAGGCUGCUGUGUGCGUAGCAAAUACGUCUGUGCCGUGCUCACCAUUCAUGCAGUGUGAUUAUUCCAACAAACACCUUUUGCUCUCUCUCUCUCCGUCUCUGUUCUGCCUGCUCGUCCCUCCGUCACCGCCCUCCCUCCCUCCGUGCCACAUGUGCACACACACGGCGCCCACGCACCUCGUCUGAUUGCCUGAGCGCCAUCAGAAGAUAUUCUUAACAUUUAACACCUCUCUCGUCCCUCCCCCCGCCAAUCAACAUGGCCACUCUACAACAUCACCGGCAGGUUCUUAUGCACGGCACGGAAGUGAGCUGCGACUCCAGCGGGGAUGGCGCCAUCACCGUGCGGAUUACCAACAGCGCGCCACACGUGCGUCAACAUGAGCCGCUGAGGGCUGCCAACAGUGGAGCAGCAGGUGGAGGAGGUGGAGGGGCCGUGAAUAAAGUGAACCCUAACCUCCACAAAUACAGCAUCUCAUCCAGCUGCAGCUCAGCAGACUCCAGACCGGCUGUGACCUCUGCCUUGAGGGUGCACAAGAAGGCGCCACCGCUGUUUGAGCGCUCUGCAGCCCAGUGCUGGGACCCAAAGUUUGACUCCCCCAUCCUGGAGGAGGCCUGCCAAGAGAGGUGCUUUCCUCAGACGCAGCGGCGGUUCCGGUAUGUCCUCUUCUACCUGGCAGUGGCAGCUGUACUCUGGGGGGUGUACUUUGGGGUCAACAGUGAUCGCUGCAGCCCUGUGGCCUUCCUGGCCCCCACGGCCUCCUUUUUGGUCUUACUUGUGCUCCUCUUUUUGUUCACUUUCACCCACUCAUACACGUGGCUCUACAACCAAACCUCCCUGCUCCUCAUAGCGGUUACCUUUGCCAUCACGUUGGCUCCACAGAUACAGACUGCUGGCUACACUGAGCUGGAGUGGGCUGGUGGUGGGAAUGCAUCAUAUCUAUCACCGAAUAACGUAGCACCACCUCCAACCCCUUGCAUCUCGCCAGUGGGAACCUUUUCCUUGUGCAUGGAGGUUCUGUUGUUGUUAUACAGUGUCCUCCAUGUCCGACUGUACGCCUCUGUUAUGCUGGGGCUCCUGUAUUCUAUAUUAUUUGAAGCAUUAGGGUGGCUACCGUUGCUUAAACGGAGUUAUGACACUACUGGACAUGCAUCAGGGUUAGUGGGUUCAGGUUCGGACUGGGAGCAAGACACGCUCCGCUGGCUGGGCCCAGCCAAAGCUCUGCUCCACUUGUGUGCCCACGUCAUUGGCAUCCACCUGUUCAUCAUGUCGGAGGUGCGUUCCCGCAGCACCUUCCUCAAAGUGGGCCAGGCUAUCAUGCACGGCAAAGACUUAGAGGUGGAAAAGGCCUUGAAGGAGCGUAUGAUCCACUCAGUGAUGCCGCGGCGAGUUGCAGACGAGCUGAUGAAGCAGGGUGAUGACGAAGGUGGUGGGGAGAACUCUGGUAAGCGAUAUUCCUCUGGUGCCUGCUCUGCCUCAGCCGUCUCCGUGGGUGGUGGAGGAAGUGGUGGAGCUUCCCAAGCCCAAAGCGUCACAAGCCCCAAGAAUAACCCUCACAACAAUCACAAACGCAAAAAGACCUCAAUCCCUCGAGGGCAGAUAAUAUUUAGACCUUUCAACAUGAAGCGCAUGGAGCCUGUCAGCAUCCUCUUUGCAGAUAUUGUGGGUUUCACCAAAAUGUCUGCCAAUAAGUCUGCACCGGCCUUGGUGGGCCUUCUGAAUGACCUGUUUGGACGUUUCGACCGGCUCUGUGAGCUAACCUGCUGUGAGAAGAUCAGCACUCUGGGAGAUUGCUACUACUGUGUAGCAGGCUGCCCCGAGCCCAGACCGGAUCACGCCUACUGCUGUGUGGAGAUGGGCCUAGGCAUGAUCCAGGCCAUCGAGCAGUUCUGCCAGGAGACCUGUGAGACUGUCAGCAUGCGUGUUGGUGUCCAUACAGGCACCGUCUUGUGUGGGAUCCUGGGAAUGAAGCGCUUCAAGUUUGAUGUGUGGUCAAAUGAUGUCAAUCUGGCUAACCUGAUGGAGCAGCUGGGUGUGGCGGGGAAGGUCCACCUGUCAGAAGCCACCGCCCGAUUCCUGGAUGACCGAUACCAGAGGGAGGACGGACGGGUGGCGGAGAGAGCCGGUCAGAGUGUGGUGGAGAAACUGAAGGGGCUAAAGACCUACCUGAUCUCAGGGAGGAAGCUGGAUCACGAUGUGCAGUGUGGCUGUUCUCAAGUUGGACUUCCGGGUGGGGAUUUUGUGGGCGUCAGCCAGUUCUCCUGCCCUCAGCCCCACACACCGGACCUCAUCCCUGGAGGGGCACAAGCUGCUGAACCCCUGCUGUCCCACCAACCACCGGACAGGACUGGGCCUCCCUGUGUCUUCCAAAGUGUGGUCUUGUCAUCGGUGGGAGAGCAGGGUGAUGAUGUGGCCGUGCUGAAUGGCUGCCAAGACGAACACAAGACCACCAGUGCCAAGUUCAUCCCAGGCCACAGCCCCCGAGCAGCCAACGGCCUCCUGAGUCCCCCGCUGGAGGACCCAGUUCGGGCCAGCCAGAGUUCACUGUGUGACAUGCUCCAGGAGAAAGAGAAGAAGACCAGCACAAGCACAGGAACUGGCACCAGUCUUGGCAUGGCUGGAGGCCCGGGUGCAACAGGUACAGGCAUGGAUCACUCCGCCCUGAUCCAACUGCGUGCCAAGAAUUUCAGACAGAAGAGCGACGCCCACUUUGUGGAUGUUAUCAGGGAGGACAGUCUGAUGAAGGACUACUUUUUCAAGCCACCCAUUAACAAGGUCAGCCUUAACUUUCUAGAGAGACCUCUGGAGAAGGCCUAUCGCACUAGCUACAAGGAGGAGGUGAAGAACCAGGUUCAGGUGCAGACAUUUGCGAGCUCCACCUUCAGCUCCUUCCUGGAUGUUCUCCUCAGCUGUUUUGUCUUCUUGGCACUGACUCUGGCCUGCUUCCUCCCACCUCUGGUGAGCCCGGCCACUGUGGGCUCUCCGGCUCCUGCUGCCCUGGCCCUGGCUCUCCUGGCUGGUCUGCUGGAGCUGGCCUCCCUGGUGCUCUCCAUACGCAUGGCCUUCUAUUUGGAGGAGGUGAUGAACUGCACUCGCUCCCUGCUCCUGGUGGUCUCUGGCUGGAUCUCUCGUCAUGUGAUUGGGGCCGUGUUGGUCUCCCUUCCUGCCAUCUCCGUCUUGUCCCAUCUCACUUGCAGCGUCCACUUGCCCCUCCAGGUGACCAUGUUCCUGUGCUGUGCCACCAUCCUGGCCAUCAUCCAGUACUGCAACUUCUGUCAGCUGAGUUUUUGGAUGCGCUCAGUCCUGGCCACUGCCACAGGAGUCGCUCUGCUGCUGUUGCUCUACAGUCCCUUGCACAGCUCCACUAUUAACAGCUUUCCAGUUCAUGGACUGAACGUCUCCACAUCAAAUGAUGGUUCCUCAGAAUCGGGGCCAGAUCCCCACCAGCGAAUUUUUGACCUUUUGGUCCCAGAGGCCAUCCUGGCUUUCUUCUUGCUUCUCCUCCUGGUCUGGUUCCUUAACCGUGAGUUUGAGGUCAGCUACCGUCUCCAUUACCAUGGCAACGUGGAGGCUGACAAGCACCGCUCCAAGAUACAGAUGAUGCGAGAUCAGGCCGAGUGGUUACUGGGCAACAUCAUCCCCAUCCAUGUCGCUGACCAGCUCAAGGUGACCCAGAGCUACUCCAAGAACCACGACAGUGUGGGUGUGAUCUUUGCCAGUAUUGUGAACUUCAGUGAGUUCUAUGAAGAAAGCUACGAGGGGGGAAAAGAGUGCUACCGUGUCCUGAAUGAGCUAAUUGGUGACUUUGAUGAGCUCCUUCGCAAACCUGAAUUUAAAAAUGUGGAAAAAAUCAAGACAAUCGGUGCAACCUACAUGGCAGCGUCGGGGCUGAACGUCCGACAGAUGGCUGAGAAUGACGAUGACUCUCCGCACGCUCACCUGAGGGCGCUUUUCAACUUCGCCCUCGAGAUGAUGGGCGUCCUGGAUGACUUCAACAAGAACAUGCUCGGCUUCGGGUUCAAGCUCCGAAUUGGAUUUAACCACGGGCCCCUGACAGCGGGGGUGAUCGGCACCACUAAGCUGCUCUAUGACAUCUGGGGAGACACAGUCAACAUUGCCAGUCGCAUGGACUCCACCGGUGUGGAGUGUCGGGUGCAGGUGAGCGAGGAGAGCCAUGCUGUGCUCAACGGCAUGGGGUUAGAGUUUGACUAUAGAGGUACAGUGAAUGUUAAGGGCAAAGGUCAAAUGAGGACCUUUCUGUACCCCAGAAGUGGGGAAGGUAUAAGCCAGGAUGGAAUGGAGCUGGCUGCUGGAGUUGGGCCCUCGUCUGUGGCAUCUGUUGCCCAGACAGUGACUUGUCCUCCCUCUUCUUCCACUCCUCCUCCCUCCUCCUCCUCACUUUCUACACUCCCUCCUCAACCCCAGAAUGCUGCAAGGCCUUCAGGAGCAGCGCCUGAGCCGGUCCCAGCUAAAUCCACAGAAGCGAAGGAGGAGAGCUAUAGGGACGCUGCACACCUCCCCACAGACAUUCACACCCUUCCCCUUUCUGAACUUGACCCACAACCCAGUGCUGCAAAAGUGCCCUCCGAGGUGCAGCCUGCUCCUCUCGCACUUCAAGAGGAGGAGGAGGAAGAAGAGGACCCCUGCGAGUUAACAAAACUCAAUGAAGAGUUUUACGCUCGUCUCUGAUCCCUCCUCUCCCCUUCUCUUCUGUUCCCUGCUGCCUCCAGCUGCUGCCUCUCCAGGACUGAUUGCAAAUGUGGGGCAGGAUGUCCCUUCGUUUUCGUCAAGUGUCUUUGACGUGGAAAAGGGAGUUGGUCACUUUGGCGCAAAUGGUGGCUAUAAACCAGCCUGCAGCAUCUUUCAUGGAAGUGUUGCCUCAGUGCUGGGGUGGGUUAGACCUGUGUUGAACACAGCAGUUUAUAAUGGAGAAAAGGCUGAAAAAGGAACACGAGGGAAAAGAGGAUUUGAUGUUGUUGUUUAUGUUUUUUUUCUUAUUCAUUUUGUUAUAAAGUGCCUUCAGGACUAGAACAGUGAACAAACAAAUAUGAAUACUGAACAAGUUUUAACAAUCUUAGACUACAGAACAUGCUGUGGUUUCUUACUCUAUGCUUUUACUUUGAAUGCAAGUAUUUCUUAAGAAAAUUAUUAUUGUUGUGCCAUAUCAGUUGUUUUGACUUGAUCAAAGUCUUGACCUUACUUAAGGGAAAAUAAUUUGAGAUUUUAUAUAAGUGCCAGUUCAGCAUGAUGGGCUGAGCAGGAAAACUAUGGGAAGAAUGAGGGAAUCACAUGAAGCAGUGUUAAUUUAUGUAUUCUGCUUUGACACGAGGGCUUUUAAUACAGUAUUCAUAUGUGCUCGAGUCUCUCUUUCAAAGGGGACACGCUACAAAGCAGGCUGCAUAGAUUUUAGUUGGUGUAGCGGCUAAGUGCACAUUUUAAGCAAAGGUCUUGCACAAUUUUUUUCUUUUUUUUCGACCACUUGUAUUUGGUAGUUAUUACCGUUAAAUAGCUUUUUAUUAAACAGAGUUCUUACAAUCAAAAGCACAAAUCAGAUUCAUCAGAUAAGGGAAUAUAGAUCUGGAAGAAAGGUGGUUUUUAAAAUGUGAGAUCAUCAGAAAAGCAGGAAGGCACUUUAAAUGUACUUAAAGUGAUACCAAAACCUGUCUUUUGAGUAUGUAACUCUCACCCCUGUCGUCCUGAAAGAUGGGUGUAAAAAGUGUUGGACUUUCAUCCUAAAUGGAGCUCAGACAGAAACUUCUGUAACUGUUUGAUGCACAGUGUGGGUCAGGAGAUACCCAUUUUCCAUUGGAUUUGGGUCACUUUUGACCCAUGUUGCGCAUCAAAGGGUUAACCAGUUCUGCAGCACUGCUGUCCUUCUGUACGCUCCAUGGGUUCAGUCAUAUUUUACCAUUGUAUAAGUAAGCACUCCUUUUCAGUGUCAGUAUUUUUACAUGAUAAGAUCUGCUCGUUAUUGCUCACUCCAUUAGAGCUCGCUUGCUGGGGUUUCUGAAAAGCCAGUGUGCUGCUUGCAGGAUCAAACUACAACCUUGCUAUACCUUCUUUUUCCUCGUGAUAUUUUAUAUUUUUGUUGUUGGCUAAUGCAAAGAAUGAAAUGAAAACACCAGAACCAAAGAUAUACUAGUCUGUCUGAAUAUUUCCCAACCUUGUAGUGGCACUCCACCACUAAAAUCCAUAAAUACAUCAUUUAAUUUUUUAAAUGGGUGCUGUAAUUUCAUAAAACGGGUGGAUAUUGUAGUAUUUCUGAGACUUUCUAGACCUUGUUUUCGUAUAGCAGACAGUAGAGUAUUAAUUGGAAAAGCACAGAGGGAGAAAUUGGGAGUAUCAUACAAUAAACAUUUCUUGGUUGUACCUUAACCCCUAGAUGAAUACAAUGCCAAUGGGUAAAAAUUGCUUUUAUUGGGGACUUUUCCACAUUGGAUUUGUUGGACUCGUGAGCGUUUAUAGCAGAAGGAAGUUUAUGCAGCUCUAAGAAAAAAGCUUUGGAUAAAUAGGCAAUAUUUGCCUGACGUAUAGAUUAAUUCCUGGUUUUGGUCUUUUCACUUGACACAAAUACAGAAUAUCACCAGACUCCUUUAAAGACAGUGGAGUGAGAGUAUAAUAUUCAAAUGAUUUUGGGUGGAGUAUAACUUUAAGUGGGACUGUGAGGGACAAUCACUGUGUAGUUGAUGGUAGACAAUAGGAUGGUCCGCAUGCUGUUUAGUUUCAGUGUCAAAUCACAGAUCAGUCAUGGUUUUUACACUGCAAACCUCAAAUUUUGUGACGUUCCAUGCGUUGCCUUAACUUGCCAGAAUCAACAUCAAACAUCGGUCAGUGCAUCACUGUUAGAUUUCUUCAACAGUUCAGUAGUGUCUGCCUUUAGCUGUGUGAUUUGCCGUUGAAGGGUUGGGAAUUUUAACUUUGAUCCUUUCGCAGCCUCAUCACUGAGGAGGCCCUCUACUGUAUCAAUAUAAUUGUGCCACUUCAAUUGAGUGAUCUGUAGGUGCAGUGCAACCUAAACUAGCUGAUUGUUUUUUGGUGCCUAAAAGUCUGACUGUAUUUGUGACUAUUUUGCUUUUCAAAUUUUUUUAUCAUGCUGUUGUCAUAAUGAGAAUAGAUUAUGAUUGUAUGUUUGAGGAAAUUAUCCUCACUGUGCAGGUUUUGCUGCAAAUCUUUUUGACAAAUUCCAUCAGUUUUUUAUUUUAUUUUUAUUUUUGGGCUCCUUUCGAGUUCUUUCAUUCUGACAUUAACCAGUCAUCUGGAACAGUGUGGUAGUGUUCCCAUGGAAUUUCUAGCUCUUUACAUCUCUUUGCUCUUUACUCACUUCAUACUUGGUCUUUUCUCUUGAAAGCACUUGUUUCUCUCUUGGACUUGUAUGUGUGUAUGUGUGAGGGAGAUCUAAAGUUUUACUUUGAUUACACCAAAAACCUGCAAAAGCAAGCAACCUGGGCCGCUGUUUAGCUCUUAUGUUGUUGCUGCUGUCUCAUCUGUGGAGGAAUUACAUUUGCGUUGCAUUAUUUGAAAUGGAAAAAUAGAAAAAGACCUGAAAUUUGGAAUCCUGCAAACAUAUCAUCAUCACCUAUUUUAGAAAUUGGUUAACAUUUGGGUUAAAGAAUCUGUUUUUUGAGAAAAUACAGACAGGCAUGGAUGCAGUGAUGACAUGAAAAAGGAGGAAUCAUCUUUAUUUAUGUAGCCGGCUCCAUCUGUAGCAGUAAAAACAUAUUUGUUUACCUCUGCCACGGUGCACUCUGAAGAUGCACAACCAGUGCCUUUUGAAUUUGAAAUAUGUUUAAUUAGUGUAUGUGAGCUGUGAUUAUUUGUAUUAGAUAAUAUAACUGUAGUAGCAUAAAUAUCCUGAAAAUCCAAAGAGGUUUCUGCAGAAGCUGUCACUGUAGAUAGUUACGUGAGACCUGCUUCGUUGGCCAAAAUCAUUGCUUUUAAAAUAUUCUCUCUUAUUGUACUCAUGUAAUGUACAUUCUCACACUUGCCAAACCGAAUGAACCGCAGCAUACAAAGUUACGGAAACAGAUGAGAAUAUCAGUUUUCAGUUGUGAAGGAAAGUUUUUUUUUUUAUUCCACCACAUUUUCCAGGUUACCCUCCUGCCUUACGUUGUUAGAUAAUUCUCUGAUUUUGCAGGCCAUAGCAGGCAGACAGAAACUAGUGGAUUUGAGGUGUAGGUAAAGACUCCACAAGUUGAUUGGAACACCACCUCUCCAGUAGCACACAUCUGUACACACAUAUAAAUAAAACAUGAACGUGAACACUGCUGGCUGUGUGAUCUGUGAUGCAGAAGGGGGAGAAAUGUGUGUCUGUGUGAUCUUGUUUGCAUGUGAGCAAUUUUUUUCUUCGCUGGACACAUUUUUAGUUUGAUUCCACACUGUAUUAUUGUCUGUUUUUUUUUUUCCACUAUCAUGAUUUCUAUAUGUUGAGCAUAUAUUCCUAACAUGCAGGUGAAAAAUCAAAUCACUAAGCUUUUCUCUUUGAAGGUUGCUUGGAUUUUGUCCAUCUCUGACAGCGAAUUGAUAGAUGGUGUGUGUUUGACAUGAUUUGUUUCAGUUUUGACAGAGGCAGCGCAUGUCCUUAGAAGGCAAAUGGAAAAAACGGAGUUCAGUAAGUCCGUUAAGGAUAUGUUUAUGGCAUUCAGUGAUUUUUCUUUUCUUUUUUGUUCUGUUUUGAUUUUAAAGAAGUUUGAUUUUGCUUUGUGAUGGAAAAAUAAGGGAGACACAUAAAGGCACAGAGCGUCAGCACUUGUUAAAAUCACCAUGGAGAAACAGCACUGCCUAAUCACUCAUUUAAAUGGCGACAGCUCUGCGUGUUUUCAUCAUAAUUUGCGAAGAAAUUCGACCCGUAAGUGUUUUUAAUUACACUGGGACAAAACUUCGGCAGUGUUGUUUGAUUUUAAAAAUGUAUUUGUUUUUAUGUUCAUGAAUGAGAUGUAUUAUGUAUGUUUUGUGCACAUUACCCAUGUAUCACUUAUCAACACAUGAUCGUAAUCUGUACACAUUUGCACAAAGCACUCAGUGUUUGUACAUAUGCAGUUAUUUUGUCACAUAUGAUUUUUUUAAAAUACAUGUGCAUGUGUCAGAUUUUGUCAGGAAACAAUGAAAAAGAGACACGUAUUAUCAGAUUGAUUUAAUGUGUCUAUUUGCGUGAGUUAUAUGAUUUUAUUCCUCUUUUUUUCAGUAUGAGAGAAAUAAAUCUCCAAGCAGAAAA
Messenger RNA from Amphiprion ocellaris (clown anemonefish), 11156 nucleotides. RefSeq names its product adenylate cyclase 9 (gene adcy9a). The transcript is spliced from 11 exons. Gene Ontology annotation, molecular function: adenylate cyclase activity. The coding region runs from base 2204 to 6634 and encodes 1476 amino acids. The record is from RefSeq and is a predicted model, not a curated record. Gene Ontology annotation, biological process: adenylate cyclase-activating G protein-coupled receptor signaling pathway; intracellular signal transduction; cyclic nucleotide biosynthetic process. Lineage: Eukaryota; Metazoa; Chordata; Actinopteri; Pomacentridae.